AUAUCGUGAUAUUUCUCACGAUGGAAAGAUCCUAUUUUUCUAUCGUUUGAAAAAAUUCCCUAGUGAUGUAAAUUUUUUUACUAGAUGAGCAAAGCGAACAAAGUUUAAGUUUGAGCAAGAUUCAUCGUACAAUAAUUGUAUUCAAUUAUAUUAAUUCAUUGUUUGUAAUACAAUUAUUCGUAAUAUUUUUUUCAUAAGUUGACUAGUUAUUAUUGCUGCUUAUAUAUGGAAAUUAUAACUUUUAAACAUAAAUCAUGCUAAAAAAAUUGUUUUUGUUAAAGUGUAUAUAAAUAUAUUAAAUUAAUAAAAUAUAUAAAUUUUCUGUAAUUUAACCAGAAAAAAGAAUGUGCAAAUGGAAUUGUCACAAAGUCCUCAGAUCUCAUCUGACGAAAAAACAAAAGGAUUUGAUUUAUCAGCUGGUAAAACAUGGAUUUAUCCUGAAAAUUAUCCUGUCAGAGAUUAUCAGUUCAAUAUAGUUCAAGCAAGUUUAUACAAGAAUACAUUGGUUUGUUUACCUACUGGAUUAGGAAAAACAUUUAUUGCUGCAGUUGUAAUGUAUAAUUUUUGGAGAUGGUAUCCAUGUGGCAAAGUUGUGUUUUUAGCACCUACGAAACCAUUAGUUGCUCAACAAAUUUUUGCAUGUCACAAUACAAUGGGUAUUCCUAGUUCAGAAACUAUUGAACUUACAGGAGCAGUCAAUCACAAGCAGCGUGAAAUAGCUUGGUUAAAAAAAAGAGUAAUAUUUGCUACUCCUCAAGUUUUUCAUAAUGAUUUAGACAAAAAUAUUAUACCAAGUGAUUUAGUAAAAUGUAUAGUUAUAGAUGAAGCUCAUAAAGCUUUGGGGAAACAUUCUUAUUGUGAGUGCAUUCGUAUAUUAAAUGGAAAAAAUCAAAAUUUCAGGGUGUUAGCCCUUUCUGCUACACCAGGAAAUAAAAUUGAUAAUGUUCAUGAGGUGCUACAAAAUUUACUAAUUGCUCAUAUAGAAUUAAGAGAUGAAUCUUCUUUAGAUAUUAUACCUUAUAUUAAUAGAAGAAAAGUUGAUAUAAUUUUAGUACCACUUAGCAGCAAACUAACUGAAUACAAAGAGAGAUAUAUCAUUAUUAUGGAUCGUCAUGUUAGAAUUUUACUUCAAAAUAAUAUUCUUCGUGGACAAACAGCAAAUAUUUCAAAAGGAAGGAUAUUUCAUUUAUUAAAGGAAUAUCAAAAGAAAACGAAUAAAUCGGGAAAUGAUGGACAAAUUAUAAAGACAUUAAAUAUAUUAAUAACAAUGUACCAUGCUUAUGAACUUAUGAUUAGAGAUGGCCUUAGGGCUUUUUAUAAAUUUUAUCAAAAUCAUUCUGAUAAAUUUUGGAUGAAUGAAGAACCACAAUUGCAGAUGUUACUUGAAGAUAUUAAUACUUAUCUUGGUCCAUUCCCAGAUAUAAACAUUUUAUCUGAAGAGGCUGUAAUAGAAAUAUCACAAAAUCUUACAUUUGGCCAUACCAAGUUUGAUAAGUUAAAAGAACUACUUUUGUGUCAUUUUAAAGAUAGUCAGGAAAAACAAAGCGAUACAAGAGCUAUAGUGUUUGUUGAGUAUCGAGAUAUCGUGAAUGAAAUUUAUAUUCUGUUAUUACAAUGCCAACCAUUAAUAAGGCCACAAAUGUUUGUUGGUCAAGCUGGACAGAAACAAAAACAGCAGAUAAAAGCAUUGGAGGAUUUUAGAAAUAAUCAUGUUAAUGUUCUUAUAUCUACUAGUAUAGGAGAAGAAGGAUUGGAUGUUGGAGAAGUAGAUUUAAUAAUAUGUUUCGAUGUAUCUCAACAUUCACCGACGCGGUUAGUACAAAGAAUGGGAAGAACAGGUCGAAAACGCGAUGGACAUAUAAUUAUUCUUGUCACAGAUGGUAGAGAACACGAGACAUUAAAAUCAACAAUGGCUAGGAGAGAUUCUUUGAACUUUAAGAUAUUAAAUACGAGUAACAUUUUUUCUUCACUUUAUGAAAAUAAUCCUCGUAUGAUACCUGAUGUUUUUAAACCAGAAUGUCUAAAAAUGCAGAUUAGUAUACAACCAAAAAGUCCAGUUACAAAAAAUAAAAAUUAUAAAGGAAAAUCAAAUAAAAAAGAAAAAAAACAUCAAAAUAUCUUAAAAAGGAUUAGCAAACCAGAAUCCAAUUUUGAGUCGCAAAAAGAAGGAACUAAAUUUUCGAUGAUGAAGUAUUUGAAAGUUAAACAAAGUAAAGAGAAUGCGAAGUGUAGUUCCGAAGUAUUUAAUUCCGAGGUAAUUGAAAGUAACAAUAUUUAUAAAGAUAUACCAUUAUCAGAUGUGAAAAUUCUUUCUUCUGACAAUGAUGGCAUUGAUUUCCUUACAACGUGUGCUUUAAGAAUCUCUGAAAAAGAAGAGAUAAUAAAGAAUAAGUGUAAAAUCGAUAAAUUUUACAUACCGCCAUAUUCUUCCAUAAAAAAUUUUUUUAAUUUUUCUAUACCGGAUAUUAAAAUCCUCGAUUUUUUAAUCACACUGAACGAUGUUACUCCACUUAAUGUCAAUAAAAACGAAUUAGAUGAUGAUAAAAACGAUGACAACAACGACUUGUAUAACAAUGAAUGUGUAUUUGAAAACAUAACAGAAAUCGUUGAUGAACCUCAACAACAAUUGUCUUCUAGAUUUGAAGAUUUGCUCGAUGAUAGUAGUAAAUCAGACGAUCUAUUUUGUGCCCUUUCAAUCACUUCCGAUCGAUCUACAAAGAACGACAUGUUAGAACCAGUUGGAGCAGAAAAUAAAAAUAAUACAUUGAAAAGUUUGGAACCCGGCAGUUUUGAAGAUAUAUUAAAUGAAACAUCUGACGAUUCUGAAAUUAAUCCUAUUGAAGACUUUGAACAAACCCUGACGAAGCAUACCAAUAUUAAUAACGAUGUCAAAGUAAAAAAUUCUCCGAAUACUAUAAGACUAAAUAAUAAUUUCAAAUCAAAAGACGAUACAUAUUUUGAGGAGAUGACCGAAGUAAACGAUAGUUUUUCUUCGGUUCUGAUUAACGAAUGUAAACGCAACGUUGAAUGCAAACGUAACGUUGAAAAUAAACGUAUUUUUAGUAUAACACAAGCAGUCGAUGAAGUAUCUCGAUUAAAUUCAAAUUCAGCCAAUUCGAACGUGCUGGAUGAAUCCGAAGACGAUAUAUUUCAAGAUGAAAGCUUUUUACAGCAAGUUGAUGAUCAAUUAAAUUUUAAUAAAGAAAUCGUUAAUUUAAUUGAAUAUAAAGAUGAACAGAAUUUUGAUAAAUCAAAAAGUUUAAAUAAUUCAAACGAUCGAUCGAUCAAUACUGAGUUAAAAGUAGACGAAUUCGAAUGGAACGAUGAUUUUGAAGUUUCAACUGGCACCGUAAAAGAUCAUGUGAAAUUCAACAAAAAUGAAGAAAAACAGAAGACUGAAACAAUAAUAGAGAAAGAAACGAAUAUGGAAGCAUAUUUUUCAGAUGACGAAGACUGGAUUUCAGUCAAAAAACCAAUAAACAUUUCAAAGCAGAACGCUUCUCGAUAUGGAACCAUAGCGAAUAAAUUAGCAAACAUAGGGAAAUGUUGGAAUUCAAAACAUGAUUAUUCUAGAAAUAAAAACGAUUCAAUGAAUCAUGAUUUAACUGUAAAAGAGCAGGAAACAAGUAUUUAUUUCGUCAAUGAAUCAAGUGAUAAAAAAAGAUUUGAAAGUCAAGAGAAAAAAACAAAAUAUUCCCGAAAACGUAAUCGAAAGUUUAAAAAAACAAAAAAUGAGUUUAUACACGAGGAAGCAGAAGUUUCUUCAGACGACAAUACGACGGAUGAAAGUUCUGAAACUGACAAUGAUCUCGAAGAUUUUGUCAGUUACACGCAGAAUAUACAUGAUACAGAGGGCAUGCACGGCCAUUAUUUACAAACCAUUAGAAGCCCGAUAAAAAGACAAGGUGAUUUUCUUUUCAAGCAACCACGUCUGCUCGAUUCCAAUAUAGAUAUAUAUUCGCAGGACGUAACCGAAAUAAACGAAUCUUAUAUAAACGAUUCCUUUUGCGUAGCAGAAGAUAAAAGUUACGAUCAAGAGAUUCAGCGAGACAGCGAACUGUCUGAAUUAGACAAAGCGGAACUAAAGCUUGAAAAACUGGCACGCAAACGAAAACACAGUAAAGAAUCAGAUCGACAAUCAAAAAGGAAUAAACGAAGAAAUAUAAUAAAUUCUUUUAGUAGUAGCAGUGAAGAUGAGACUGAAAUGUUGCGCAAACAAAUAAGAGAUGAAUCGUUUCUAUUAACGCAAUCGUGAUAAUUUAGAUACUGAUAAAAUGAUAAUUUUUCUUAUUUUUUCAAAAUAAUGCAUAAGAAAUAUCUACUUAUUCAGGAUAAAGAAUAAAUUAUAUUUAUUCCAAUUUUGUAUGAUCCUCCUAUCCGAUCUAGCGAAUAUUCGGUAUCAUACGAAUUUAGAAUCACUCUUUGCAGAGAGUAUGGCGGUGUGUCAACUGUCAAAUUCUUAAUAAUGUUAAGAGUAAUGAAUUUAAAAAAAAAAACUUUCUGCUAGUGAUUUAUUUCAAUCAUCUUCCCCUGUUUUUGAGUCUUCAAAAUAUAUAAAGCUGAGUCACAAAUAUUUUGCUCAGUCCAAAUAGAAAAUAUCAGGGAAAGAUGAACAUCUUAUCCUUAAAGUAGCAAAAAGUAGAUUGUUUAAACAGGAUAUGAGAAUUUUAUAUUCAUGACGAGUUUGCUUGUAUUCUUAGCUCAAGCUUAUUUUUUAUAAUUUUUAUUUGUUUUUUAUUUUUUUAGGCGAUACUUUUCAUAACCAUAAUUUGCACAUUUGUGUCAAUUUAUAUGAUCGAUUUGCACGGUCGACUUCAGUCUUACGAAAAAUCA
Messenger RNA from Frieseomelitta varia, 4833 nucleotides. It is a transcript of the gene Fancm, whose product is annotated as Fanconi anemia group M protein. The coding region runs from base 353 to 4255 and encodes 1300 amino acids. The record is from RefSeq and is a predicted model, not a curated record. Gene Ontology annotation, molecular function: 3'-5' DNA helicase activity; four-way junction helicase activity; four-way junction DNA binding. NCBI's taxonomy places the organism in Eukaryota, Metazoa, Arthropoda, Insecta, Hymenoptera, Apidae. The transcript has 13 exons. Gene Ontology annotation, biological process: replication fork reversal; interstrand cross-link repair; double-strand break repair via synthesis-dependent strand annealing.